This is a messenger RNA of Populus nigra (black poplar), 719 nucleotides long. Its product is annotated as FK506-binding protein 2. The record is from RefSeq and is a predicted model, not a curated record. Lineage: Eukaryota; Viridiplantae; Streptophyta; Magnoliopsida; Malpighiales; Salicaceae. Gene Ontology annotation, biological process: protein peptidyl-prolyl isomerization. The coding region runs from base 86 to 547 and encodes 153 amino acids. Gene Ontology annotation, molecular function: peptidyl-prolyl cis-trans isomerase activity. The transcript has 6 exons.
CCAUGUUAUAUAACGAGUCUCCGUCUCCUACUGGGUGUCAAACAGAAGACACACCACACAGAGAGAGUGACCGCAAUUUGCAAAGAUGGGCUUCAACUGCGCAUCCAAGGCGACCGCGAUAUUCCUUUUGCUAUCAGUAUCAGCGCUGGUUUCUGCUAAGAAGUCCGGCGAUGUCAAGGAAUUGCAGAUCGGCGUGAAGUACAAGCCCGCAACUUGUGAAGUUCAGGCUCACAAGGGAGAUAGCAUCAAAGUACACUAUCGAGGAAAACUCACCGAUGGAACAGUUUUCGACUCCAGCUUUGAAAGGGGUGAUCCUAUUGGAUUUGAGCUUGGCAGUGGUCAAGUUAUCAAAGGAUGGGACCAAGGACUGCUGGGAGCGUGUGUAGGUGAGAAGCGAAAAUUGAAAAUACCUGCAAAACUUGGUUAUGGGGAGCAGGGAUCCCCUCCUACCAUUCCAGGUGGAGCGACACUAAUAUUUGACACUGAGCUUGUCGAAGUGAAUGGGAAAACAUCAACUGGAGGGGGAGCUAGCGAUAGUGAGCUUUAGUCAGUAUUCUAUGCAAUGGCUUUCGCCAUGGUUACUUGUCACAGUUUUUGGUAGCUCUUGCGGCCAAGCCAAAAAAAAAAACAUUGGAAUGGAUACUAGUCAAACCGGAAAACAUUGAGAUAAUUUGCUGGCUACAUUUAAUAAAUGUGGUUUUAUUUGCUUAUUUUAUCAA